CCUCUCCCUCUUGUACAGUGGCACUUGUUGAAUUUGGCCCUUGGAGAAUAGAGAGGGGAGAGAAGCAGAGACAGAUAAUGACAAGGAGGCAGAGGCAGAGGCUUUGAGACGGUGCUAGGACAGACAUUUGAGCAGAGAGAGAAUGGGCUUUUGGAGGAUAUAGAGAUAAGAGACACAGGAAGAGGAAAGUCAGUCAGACUGCAGAGAGAGCCGUCUAUGAGACAGUGGGAAUGACACUUUAAGUGAAAGAGGGAGUCAGCCAGACGGAGAACAUCAGCGCUACUCCUUCCAUCUGUAACUACUCCUCGUCUGUCCUGCUGCUGCUGCUGCUGCUGGUGCUGCUGGUGUGUUUUCCUAAGUGUCCAAAGGCUUCAUGGUGUUUCUGUGGCCGGACGACUGGCUCGCACAGGUCAGAGCCGUCUGGGGCUGAAACACUGAGCGCUCUUUUUGAGUCGUGCACGUGUGCAGCUAGAGGAAACUUGUAUGCUGUUUUCUCCAGAUGCCUCUUCCAGCGGCACAGACUGCGGUGAAUAUCUGAAACCCCGUCAUCCCCUCGCUCGCUCUGCUGGCCAACAUGUCCCAGCUGCUCCAUGUGGAGAUCCCGAACUUUGGGGCCACGGUUCUGGGCUCCCUGAACGAGCAGCGGCUGCUGGGACACUACUGUGACGUUUCCAUUCUGGUAAAAGGUCAGGCUUUCAAAGCCCACCGGGCCGUGCUGGCUGCCAGCAGCCUCUACUUUCGUGACCUCUUCAGCAGCUCCACUAAGACCCAGUUUGAGUUGCCUUCCUCAGUCACACCUGCUUGCUUUGAGCAAAUCCUCUCUUUCUGCUACACAGGGAAGUUAACGAUGGCAGCUAGUGAGCAGCUGGUGGUCAUGUACACAGCUGGCUACCUCCAAAUUCAGCAUAUAGUCGAACGGGGCAUGGACCUAAUGUUCAAGGCAAACUCCCCUCACUGUGACUCGCAGACGGCCGGGUCGUUAGAGGAGACGGGGUCCGAGCCCCAGAGCCCCAACAACGUCAACGGCCUGGCGGUGGCCGCGCUUUUGGGGACGCCGGGGUGGUCGACGCCGCUGCUCAUGCCUCAGCGCAAGAUCAAACUGGAAGGGGGCGACCCGGCGCCCAUCACGGUCCCCUCCAUGCAGAGCAAGAUCUCAUCCUCGGAGCUGGGGAGCAGGAUGGACCGGGCCAGCUCGCUGUUCUACACGGCGGCCGGGGGGACGUCCAUCCCCGGCAUACCGCCUUUCAACCUGCAAGGGACGAGUGGAGGGGGAGCGGGAGGAGCAGGCGGAGGAGGAGCAGGCGGGGAGAGAUGCAGCCCCGGAGCCUCCAGCCUGCCCACCACCGACAGCCCCACGUCCUACCAGAACGAGGACGAGGAGUUCGAGGAAGAGUCGUACGACGGGCUCACCGAGGAGGCCUACAGUCACAUCUACGGACGCUCGGCUAACCCCUACGGGAUCCAGGACAAGGCCGAGAUGGCAGCGGUCCCCUUGUCCUUGGAGAGUCGGAACUGUGUGCUGAUCCGCAGAGAUCUGGUGGCGCUGCCGGCGAGCCUCAUCAGCCAGAUCGGCUACCGCUGCCACCCCAAGCUCUACACGGAGGGGGACCCGGGGGAGAAGCUGGAGUUGGUUGCUGGCAGCCAGGUCUUCAUGACACGAGGACAACUGAUGAACUGCCACUUGUGUGCCGGCAUCAAACACAAAGUGUUACUCCGCCGUCUGUUGGCCACGUUCUUUGACAGAAACACUCUGGCCAACAGCUGUGGGACGGGUAUCCGCUCGUCCACCAGUGACCCCAGCAGGAAACCCCUGGACAGCCGGGUCCUCAACGCUGUCAAACUCUACUGUCAGAAUUUUAACCCUAACUUCAAGGAGAGUGAAAUGAAUGUGAUUGCUGCUGAUAUGUGCACGAACGCGCGGCGCGUGCGCAAGAGAUGGCUGCCCAAGAUCAAGUCCAUGCUCCCCGACGGCAUGGAGGUGUACCGUGCCGGGAUGGGCAUGGGUGCUGCUGUAGGUCUGGGCCUGGGCCUGGGCGCCACCCAGACCGGAGUCCCCCUCCCCUUCGAGCCCGACUUCAAGACCCUGGAGCAGAGGUUGUACCCGGAUCGCAAAGGCCCUUUCAGGACUCACCCACCUCUGACGGAGGGCAGCCCCGGGUCCGGGGAAGCCGGGGAAAACGCCGAAGGUGAAGGUGAAGCGGCGGUGCAAGAGGAACCCGGGGGGGAGGAGGAGGAGGCCGGGUCGGCCGGGUCGGCCGGGUCGGAGGGUGCAGACAGAUCGCAGGGGGCGCCGGCUCUGAUCCCGGGGGCCGACGCGGGCGACGCACCGACCGAGCAGAAGGUGGAAAGUUUUGGACAAGGUCUGAGGGUGAACGGACAGUGAACGUCCCUUUGGGGUCGCCUCUCGUGUUGUGAAAUCUUUUUAACACAUGCAUUUUCUUCUGCUUGCUCUCAAACUCUAACGUCAUUUCCACCAACUCAUCCUCCGUCUCUCUCUGCUUCCUCCAUGGAAAUUCUUCAGAGCACUCAUGGAUCUUAUUACCGAUAAGUCGGUCGCACAUGCAUGUGCAUGUGUGCAUUCGUGUACUUGCACACUUUCCCAAGGUGGAAGUACAAACACUGACAAGUAGAAGUAGACACAGGCACGGACGGUCAUUAGCACAUGGAGAAAAUCCCCCUCUUCUAAUCCGUUCCUGUAUUUCGUUGUACGAGGAACACACAGUAUUUGAGCUCCUGCACCAAAAUUAAAAAAAAAAAGGGCCUGAUAAACAAAUAGCUGUAAUGAUUCAUCAUUUCAGUGCAUUAUAAAAGCUACAGCUGCUUUGCGGGCAAGCUUACGGAGUGUGGUGUAAUAGCUCGUAAAAAUGAUUUCAUUUUCUUGGAAACGUGCAUUUGAAAACAGCCCAACCUUUAGAAACCCAGAUCAAGAGGAGAGAAGAAACGACGCAGGGGGAGGGCAAAUAAAACAGGAUUACAACGUUAGGUCACAUACGUCCAAAGCACCUUCUAACGCAACAUCUUUUUUUUUCCCUGUUAAUUCAGGAUGUAUGAUGAACAUUACGAAACCUUUUUUUUUUUUUUUUUUAUUUCCAUGAAUGCUAAACUUUUCUUCACAAUCCAAAAACAAAUCUAUCACAUGCAACGGUUUUGUUCAUGCAUAUCUGCCGUGACGUAUCGGAUUAGAUCCUCAAUGUGAUGCCUGUGUCUGCUCCAGACCUCUCUUUCCAUCAAUCCAACCACACACACAAAACAAACAUUAACCAGUCUACAAUGCAAACCUUUAAUCUCUUUACCGACGUAUUCAAACAAUACACGGUUCACAAAAGAAAAAAGAAAAGAAAAACAUGUCGCUUUUGAACUUGAACUGAAGAAUCUUUUGAAAUACAAGCAUCUUGGAGACACAAAGAGAGAAAACAUGUACUGAAGUCCAGCCUUGCAUGCAUUUAAUACAAACAAUGGAUUGAAAGAAUUACUGAAAAGAACAGCAAAGCCACAACCCUGCAUCUAAAGAUAAGAGCUAUUGUUGCCUGGAGCUAUAUGCCGUUAAAAAACACAGAAUGACGUUUCUCCGUCUCUCUCUGGGAUCUGACCUCAGUCUAACCACCAUUAGAACUGGCCUUCGGUGUAACCCGGGAUUGACCAUCUUGGACACGUUACUGUUAGUUUGAAUUUCUGUUUGUUUUGUUUUCCUUUUUAACUACGAACUGAAGCUGCCGCCACAAAAAGAGGGGAGUGAAUCAAUGGAAGAGAAAGAGGACGAGCACUACACUGAGUGGUUGAAGAGAAGAGAGAAGCACUGUUCCACCUUGAUGUGAUCUUACAUGUACAGAGACUACACAGACCUGCUUCCAUCCUGGCUUUUUUUUUUCUUCUCCUUCUGUUGGGGAAAGGGUGGGUGGGUAAAUUAUUGAAUAAAAAAUUUAAGAGCAGUUUAUCCUGGCUUAUGUGCUGCUGCAUUUGCACUCAAGAAGGUUAAAGGGUGGGAAACGGAGGAGUUGGCAAAAUGGACUUGUAAAGACUGCAAAUUGCCACCACAUCAGCCUGAUUACAUAAUUAAUCAGGCAUUUGUGGCCUUGGAUAGAAACAACGGCUCUCUGAAGAAGACUGUUUCUAUAUUUUAGAUGGGAGGGGGGGGUUAGGUCAUGCAUUUGUCAUACUCGCUUUCUUUUUUGAUGUCUCUUUUCAUGCUUGUUGCCACGCAUAGAGCGCGGUGCAAGCAGCCUUUCGUUAUUAUUUCAUGCAUUGAGUUCAAAAGAUGCAACGUUGUAUGUAUCCCUUGUACUUUGCUUGAAUGAAAGCCCAUUUAAUCACAAGAGCAGACCCUUUUUUUUCAUCCUUUUUCUUCUCUUUGCGACAGAAAUGCACAAUUUUAAGAGCUACGGAGAAAGUACAGCACUUAUAUAUUCCCCCUGCUAGAUUUGAUCUCUUCUUAUUCAUGUUUCGUUGCCCAAUUCUUCUCCAUCUGUCACCCAAGUAUCUUGGUUUCUUUAGGGCAAGCUUUAAGAUGGCUCUGUACGAGAAAGGCAGGGCUAUGAUUGCACUAGAUAAUAAUGAGGAUGUUACAUUUUCUUUUCUUGAAAGACGUGUGGUCCGUCACGGAUGAACCAGGGCUGUGAUCAAAUGGCCAAGAUGAUUAAUGAAUGUAAACUGUAGCACUGCUUUGUUAAAGGCCCAGGCCUCGAUAGAAUAUAGUCAAUUACAAAGUCCCUGUUUAUACAUUUCUUUUUUUUUCUUCUUCUUUUUUUUUACAUAAAUUGCUAAAUUGGAAAUUUUACAAAUGCACCACAAUGAAUGGGACUGGAUUUUGGCUAGAUGGAUGUUUUAACUUAAAACACAAGUGAUUUUUGUUUUUUUAAGCCACUAUACUAUGUAUAAAUAAAACUUCUGACAACAAUGGGGCGCUUGCAGGGCCGGUUCUAGAAAAUGAUGACUAGGGCUGCAUCUCAGAUCAGAGGGGGGGCACAUGCCUGGCACCUUAUUCAACACUAAAUUAUGCAUUUUCCCAUAAUUUCAAGCGGAAUGAUACUAGUAAAACAAGAAUAUUUAAAGUGUAUUUCAAAUGCUUUAUUGCAGCAAUAUUGCUGCAGAACAAAGAAAAUGCUACAUUUAGUCUGGGCUACCUCACCCAUCAGAUAAUCUACACUGCACAAAUUCAAAAUCUUAACAAGAAUAUUUGUCUUAUUUCUAGUUAAAAUGGCUAAUUUUUAGUCUAAAAAAAUCUUAUUACACUUAAAACAAGAUUCAUCACUGGAAAAAACAACAAU
Messenger RNA from Cololabis saira (Pacific saury), 5264 nucleotides. Its product is annotated as nucleus accumbens-associated protein 2. Gene Ontology annotation, molecular function: RNA polymerase II cis-regulatory region sequence-specific DNA binding; DNA-binding transcription factor activity, RNA polymerase II-specific; protein binding. The record is from RefSeq and is a predicted model, not a curated record. Gene Ontology annotation, biological process: regulation of transcription by RNA polymerase II. The transcript is spliced from 7 exons. Bases 575 to 2383 code for a protein of 602 amino acids. NCBI's taxonomy places the organism in Eukaryota, Metazoa, Chordata, Actinopteri, Beloniformes, Belonidae.